Molecule: messenger RNA, 2135 nt
Organism: Coccinella septempunctata (seven-spotted ladybird)
Lineage: Eukaryota; Metazoa; Arthropoda; Insecta; Coleoptera; Coccinellidae
Product: sodium-coupled monocarboxylate transporter 1-like
Exons: 13
Coding region: 137-2053 (638 amino acids)
Biological process (GO): sodium ion transport; transmembrane transport
Cellular component (GO): membrane
Molecular function (GO): symporter activity
Source: RefSeq, a predicted model, not a curated record
UCUUCAUUAUUCUUUUUGUCUUGACAUCGUUUUUCAAAGGAUUAAUUGUUGUUUACAACAGUGAAUUGGUGAUUGCCCCUAUGUGGAUCUGGAGAAAAUAUAAUUUACGUUGACUUAUUUGGUGCUUCUUGGUGGAAUGUUUAGACGUACAAUGAGAAGUGAAGUUUAUUUUGGGUUGUUUUUGGUUUUUUGUGCUUGUUGGUCUGGAAUUCUUGGAAAAGAAACAGAAGAUGCACCUCUCGAUCAUGAGAAUACCUUCUCAUGGGCCGACUACCUAGUUCUGGGUUCCAUGCUGUUCAUUUCAUGCGGAAUCGGAGUAUUCUACGGAUUUUUUAGUAACAAACAUGACAGCAGCGAGGACUUCCUAUUGGGCGGAAGUGAGAUGGGUACUAUCCCCAUGUCGUUUUCUUUGGCAGCAAGCUUUGUCACCGCAAUAGAACUUCUGGGUAACCCUAGCGAAAUGUACAAUUACGGACUGCAAUUCUGGAUGAUCUGCAUCGCUUUUUUGACGGUAGUGCCUCUCACAUCCACCUUCUAUCUGCCAGUUUUCAUGGAGUUGAGGCUCACCAGCAGCUAUGAAUAUUUUUCAUUGAGAUUCAAUCCCACUGCAAGGUACAUAGCGAGUGGCCUCUAUAUUUUUCAGAUGGUUCUUUACACCAGUGUGGCCGUUUUUGCCCCAGCUCUAGCACUAAGCAAAGUUACUGGUCUAAACGUCUAUCUGGCAGUUACUGGAGUUUACAUGGUCUGCAUUUUUUACGCUUCGCAGGGUGGAAUGAAAGCAGUAAUUAUUGCUGACACCUUCCAGACAUUUGUGUUAAUUGGAUCUCUGAUAUCGAUAGUAUGGAUUGGGCAGACAUAUUUAGGGCCAGAUGCAAAGGUUUGGCUUAACAGCUAUCAGACAGAAAGACUGGAAAUAUUCAACUUCACAUCAGAUAUGACGGUCCGCCACAGCUUUUGGUCAGUUGUCAUUGGAGGUACUUUCUACUGGCUGACUAUGUUUUGCUCCAACCAGGCAUCCAUACAAAAAUAUAUGUCUGUUCAAUCUAUAUCGCAAGUGAAGAAGGCAUUGUGGGUGUCCGCUUUCGGUCUCAUCCUGGUCUACAGUUUGAAUUUCUACACUGGCAUGAUCAUGGUGACCCGUUUCAAGGAUUGCGAUCCUCUGAAAUCUUCGGCGAUUGGUGACCCAGAUGAGCUGCUGCCGUUUUACGUGAUGCGGGAGAUGGGUCAUCUGAAAGGGAUGAUGGGAUUUUUCGUCGCUGGAAUCUUCGCUGCUAGUUUAGGGACAGUAGCAUCUGCUCUCAACAGUUUAUCAGCUGUCACCAUGGAAGACUUCAUAGAAGGAGCGCUCAAAUUCAAGGUACCAGAGUCGAAAGGUGCCUUUUGGGCUAAAUGCAUCUCUAUCAUCUACGGCGCCAUUAGUUUUGCUCUGGUUUUCAUUGUGGCGAAACUGGGCAGCGUUAUGCAGGUGGCCAUCAGUUUCAAUGGUAUGGUUGGUGGAGUCACCCUUGGACUUUUCACAUUGGGCAUGUUCUUCCCUUCGGCUAAUUCUAAGGGAGCUAUAUUUGGGAGCAUAGUUGCAGUAGCAGUGAUAACUCUGAUGUGCAUAGGACAACAAAUCUACAUAGCCAGUGGAAGUUUGGAGGAGAUCACUAAAGCAACCUGUAUUUCUGGCUGUCUCCAAAACACAACUGAAAUAACAACCACAAUAAUAGGCCACGAGGAAAUUUCACCUAUCAGCGAUCCCAUCUUCGUACUGUACAGGGUAUCCUAUAUCUGGUACUCUAUGAUCGGCUUCCUGAUAACAGUGAUCAUGGGACUGCUGGCUUCCUUUGCAACUGGAUCUGAAUGUUCCUGCGAUAUCGACGAAAGACUACUGACCCCCAUCGUGAGAAAUCAUUUUCUUUCAAAAGGAAAACUAGACUUGAAUUCAAAACUGACAGGAACUAGAAGGCCCUAUAGAGGAAACUCGGAGAACUGGUGGACUCAUUGUUUGAUUAAAUUUUACGGUGAUGAUUAUUUAUUUAUUGAUCGACAGUAUUACACUCCAAUCUAAUGUAAAUAAUAGUGAUAGUAAGAGAUUAAUUUUUAUGUAAGUUAUUUAAUUCUAUCAAUAAAUUUUUCGUAUUUUUAUAAAA